GGGACAGGGAUAGACAGAGCCAGGAAAGCCGUCCGAGAAGUGGCUGGGCGUGACGUCACGAGUUUUCUGAACGUCAACAACAACCUGCAGCAUCAGAACCUGCCAGCGGCGGUUCCCAGUGGGCGGUUCCUGGGGUAAGAGGAGUUGCUGUCGCUUUUUUCAGCCACCACAACCUCUCUGUAUUGUUUGAAGCCAUUCCAGAAGCGACACAGUUCAUCCUCUCGUUGUGUUUCCGGCCAAGGCUGCUUCUCUCUCAUUUAUUCACAUGCGCACAAGAAAAGCGCGAGCUUAAAAAAGUACAGGCACGAUAGGGGAACCCAUUGCUCUCCCCACGACUUCCCGCGCCAGCCAGGCUGAGUCACCACUGGAGAGUGGGAAGGUCUGGAGAGAAAGAACGAGAGAACGAGAGAGAGAGAGGGGAGGGGAGGGAGAGAAGAAACAACCACGAGAGGAAGAGAAGACGCGACACACCACUUGUAUGUGAGUGUGUGAGAGAGAGAGAGCGAGAGCAACUGAGCGAGCUGCCGGGAGAGCGCGAGUAAGGGAGGGCGAGAAACACCGCCGGCAUCGAGGCUGGGAGGCACCAUGAGCGAUGUCACCAUCGUCAAAGAAGGCUGGGUGCAAAAAAGGGGAGAAUAUAUCAAGAACUGGAGACCACGCUACUUCCUGCUGAAAACGGACGGCUCGUUCAUAGGUUACAAAGAGAAGCCACAGGACGCAGACCUACCCUAUCCCCUUAAUAAUUUCUCUGUUGCAAAAUGCCAACUGAUGAAGACAGAACGACCAAAGCCCAACACAUUCAUCAUCAGAUGUCUACAAUGGACCACCGUCAUAGAGAGGACCUUCCAUGUGGACACGCCAGAGGAAAGGGAUGAGUGGACGGAGGCCAUCCAGAUAGUAGCAGACAAACUCCAAAGACAGGAGGAAGAGAGGAUCCAAUGCAGUCCCACGGCUCAGAUGGACAACAUCGGAGAGCUGGAGGAGAUGGACACCUCUACCAGCCACCAUAAACGGAAGACAAUGAAUGACUUUGACUACUUAAAACUACUGGGAAAAGGCACUUUUGGUAAAGUGAUUCUAGUGAGAGAGAAGGCUAACGGGAAAUAUUAUGCAAUGAAGAUUUUGAAGAAAGAAGUCAUUAUUGCAAAGGAUGAAGUGGCACACACACUCACAGAGAGCAGAGUGUUAAAAAACACCAGGCACCCUUUCCUAACUCCCCCCCUCUACCCCACACCUCCCCUCUCCUCCCCACCUGUCAGGCUGGUCAGGCUGAUCAGGCAGGCCGUUAGCACCGCCCCAGCGGCCAUAUGCAAACCUCCCUCAACAAUUAAUGGAAGAUGUGCCGCCCCGUGUCCUCCUGGGCCGCGCCGGCUACCCGGUGGAGAGAUGGGGAUGAUGCGCCAGCUGCUGUCUAAGUUCGCCGGGCGUCCUCCAAGGGCCCCACCAUCCAUCAUCUCAAUAUGGCGAUGGGAGGCAGUUUAUGUUGUGUUAAUUUCCUCCAAUAAAUCAGUAAUUAUUGCAAUCCUGUCCCUGCUGUUUAUCCUGCAGCUGUUUUUCCAUUUGUCGAGAGAGCGGGUGUUCUCUGAGGACCGCACGCGCUUCUACGGUGCCGAAAUAGUCUCCGCUCUGGACUACCUGCACUCCGCCAAGAUUGUGUACCGGGAUCUCAAGCUGGAGAACCUAAUGCUAGACAAAGACGGACACGUCAAAAUCACAGACUUCGGGCUCUGCAAGGAAGGAAUCACAGAUGCUGCUACAAUGAAGACUUUCUGUGGAACGCCGGAGUACCUAGCUCCAGAGGUGCUGGAGGACAAUGACUACGGCCGGGCGGUGGACUGGUGGGGUCUGGGUGUGGUCAUGUAUGAGAUGAUGUGCGGCCGGCUACCCUUCUACAACCAGGACCACGAGAAGCUGUUUGAGCUGAUCCUCAUGGAGGACAUCAAGUUCCCCCGCACGCUGUCGUCAGACGCCAAGUCACUGCUGUCAGGACUACUCAUAAAGGACCCCAACAAAAGGCUUGGAGGAGGUCCAGAUGAUGCUAAAGAAAUCAUGGGACAUAGUUUCUUUACUGGAAUCGAGUGGCAAGAUGUUUAUGAUAAGAAGCUGAUACCGCCCUUCAAACCUCAGGUGUCGUCAGAGACAGAUACCAGGUAUUUUGACGAAGAAUUCACGGCACAGACAAUUACAAUAACUCCCCCUGAAAAAUUUGAUGAAGACGGGAUGGAUUGCAUGGACAACGAGCGGAGACCACACUUCCCCCAGUUCUCCUACUCGGCCAGUGGGAGAGAAUGAUCGCUGUAUCCAGACAGUACUGCACCACCAUCAGUACCAAUGGAAGGUUACAGUAUAAAACCAACCUAGCCUGAGCUAACCCCUCCUCUCUCCAUUUGGGUCAUUCCAUAGUGAGCAUGGAGAUCCAUCACUGUAUGUUUUAUGUGUUUGUUUUUUCAUGGGGAUUUUGCAUGUGUGGUCAGACAGAAGUUCAGCCCUGUUGGUAGUUCCCGACAGUUAAAGGUGCAUUUCUUAUGGAAUGCUCCUUUUAAAGCCUUGAAACUGACUCAAGAGGGCAAACGGGUUUGUUGUGUUGUGUGUCAUUAGAUCCCUUGGUCAUUGACUUCUGCGAUCCAGUUCUAUCUACUGUAGGAGACUGACAUUCCUGGUAGGGAGCGCUGCUGUCUUUAGCGUUCUCAUUUCACAUAGGACAGUAUACUAGAACUCGAGAUUCACAGGAGAUUCUCCAUUUGUUUGCUGUGUCAUAAUCUGCAACGGUCCUCAUUCUUCUCUUGAUGACAUUUGGGUUUACACAUUGUCGUUUGGUUAGCUAACAUCUGUGUUGUGUGUAUAGAAAUAAGUUUACUAUAGGAUUAGAGAUUUUUCUUUCAGAAGUCAAAAACGGCCAGAAAACGGUUCACUCAGGCUACACAGAGAUCAAUCUGUCUUCACCUCCGUAUACAGGUCACCGGUACUGCUAUCUUUACUCUGCAGGUCAAGCUACAAGCGCUAACUAUACAAACCACCUCCACCACUUCUCAUGGACACUAUGACUGUAGUCUCACAUAUUAUACUGUUACGUCAUUUUGUCCCUUAUUUAAGGUGUGCAAAAGUAAACCUCUAGUCUCGUCUGCUAUUUGUUGAUAAGCUGUGAUUUUUACUUUCUCCUCUCGCCUGUGAAAUCAGUCAUUCGAAUAGUGUGAACGCUUUGGGAUGUUGCUCUGCCAAUGUUAUGUAUGAAUGGGAGUAAAUGUUUGUGUACUGUGUGUAGAGAUUUUAAGAGAGCCUGAAGGCACAGCACUGUUGGCUGUAACCUCCUGUGAAUCCGAGCUGUGCGUUAGCUGUCAGGAACAGCAAGGUUCACCUCAACUUGUCUUAACAGUGAGGAUGAGAGGAAGAGCAUUCUAGGUAUGUGUGUCAGGGUUAUCUGGCUGAAGGUAGAUGCUUCCCACAACUGAAAUUAUGUAAAGCUUUAUUUCAGACAUAUCACCAUAGAAAAUAAAAGCAUUCAAAAACAAAAAUGUAUAAAUGUGAAUGAGAAAUGCAAGAUGGUGGCUGUUUACUGUCUAAUGCUCCUGUAAGGGGUGGGGCUAAACCUGUAAGAAGGGUGAAGGAAUUUGAAUUAUCUGACCGGGGUGGGGGACAUACUGUAUAACUAUGAUUCAAUGGGGACAAGAGGGAGGUAUUGGCAUUGUUUGAUUUGGACCACAGCAAUGGCUUCCUGUUGUUUUAUUUAUUUGUUCUUCUUUUGUAUAACUGUUCUUGUUAUAUGAUUAGGAUUAAUGUCCAGUCUUUUGUUCUGGAUGAAAAAGGCACCUCGAAUAAUGGCUUAAGAAUGUAGAAGCAAAGCCUUCAUGUUGUCGUUUUUGUUUUUGCUCKAWUUUUUUWUUUUUUUUGGUUUGUUUCUUUGUUCUCUUACCAAAAUAUGACGACAAUGAAAAAGACAGAGCAGACAGCAUAUUAAAGAGUUCUAUCAGUAUCAAGGUAUUAUUAUUAAAUAUUUUCCAUAAGACUUUUACAUUUCACGGGCAUCUAACCUGGAAUGUCUAAGUGGUAUUAAAACCUUUAAGUUCUCUUCUCCACAUACAGUAUAUAAGGGCUGUAUAAGCUUCAACUGGUAUGACGCUACUGUUGUCUUCUAGCAUCUGAGCAUUCCUGUAAUACAUGUAAAUACAUGAGAAUGGCACAGAACAAGCUUCCUCAAACUGUAAUUUACUACAUUUUAGUUGCUUAAUAACACACUGCACGUUUAGGCCUUUUUCUUUACCUCUGCUUUUUAGAACAAGAAAAAUAUGACAUUAGAAUGAAUAACUUAAGCAUUUACAAAGGGAAUAUAUUCAUUGGCUCUACGGUUUUAAAGUCAAGAGAUUGUAAGAAUAGGCGUAGAUGGAGAAUAGCUACAAAGCUUACUGAAGUAAUGAGUAUUAUAGACUCUGUGACCACUGUUCCAAGGGUAGAUACACUGCAGACUGUUUGGUAAUGAGUAUUAUAGACUCUGUGACCACUGUUCCAAGGGUAGAUACACUGCAGACUGUUUGGUAAUGAGUAUUAUAGACUCUGUGACCAAUGUUCCAAGGGUAGAUACACU
Messenger RNA from Salvelinus sp. IW2-2015, 4579 nucleotides. RefSeq names its product v-akt murine thymoma viral oncogene homolog 3a (gene akt3a). Gene Ontology annotation, cellular component: nucleus; cytoplasm. Gene Ontology annotation, biological process: protein phosphorylation. The record is from RefSeq and is a predicted model, not a curated record. Gene Ontology annotation, molecular function: protein serine/threonine kinase activity; ATP binding. NCBI's taxonomy places the organism in Eukaryota, Metazoa, Chordata, Actinopteri, Salmoniformes, Salmonidae.